Molecule: messenger RNA, 4405 nt
Organism: Sphaeramia orbicularis (orbiculate cardinalfish)
Lineage: Eukaryota; Metazoa; Chordata; Actinopteri; Kurtiformes; Apogonidae
Gene: scara3
Product: scavenger receptor class A, member 3
Exons: 12
Coding region: 447-2267 (606 amino acids)
Source: RefSeq, a predicted model, not a curated record
UCAUCCCCUCUCGCUCCAUUACUCCCUCUGUAAAGGCGCACAUGGUUUCUGUCUGAGGAGGUUUUCGUUUCCUCAGGCUGUGGAUGGGAGAGUGAUGAUGCCAGAGAGCUGCAUGCAAACACACAGGCUGAAAACAACCAGAAGUAAAUAAUCUAUGCUUUCUGUUGCAGAGGUGCACUUUUGCACAUAUGGGCUGCCAUUAAAAUCCUGGAUUAAUGAGCUGAGGUGUUGCUCCUCACACUUGUUUCUUGUUCAGGAAUUUGUGAGUUUGUGGACUUUUCAGGACGUUCAGCUUUCUUCUCUUUUUGGAAAUCUAGACACAACUGGGAAAUGUUGCAUUAGUGAACCUGGUGACACCUGAGAGGUAAAUCCGUGAAGAGGACUGCAGCAUCACCACUGUCAUCAAACUGAACGGCAGCAAACUGGAGUUUUUAAAAGCAAGAAUCAUGAAAGAAAACUAUGGAGGAUAUGAGAACCAGCUUUUCAAAGAGGAGGAUCUCACAGGAGAGGAGGAGGAAAUGCCUCCAUUUAGAGGUCGUACCAGAGGAGGCUGUGUCAGAUGCCAACAGAGCCAUUCCCUCCAGUUGGCUGUCAGAGUCCUCUAUGGAUUCGUUGCAUUUCUCAUUAUUACCGUGGCAGUGCUUGCAUCGCUUGUCUUCAGGAAAGUUGACAACUUAUCAGAAGAGGAAUCUGUCUACCACAAGAAGAUCACCAAGGUUCAGCAGGGAAUAGAGGAUCUGAGCUCCACCUCCAACUGUUCAGGAUGUCUGGAUGUGACUCUGUACAGUGAAGAGAUCAGCAGGUUGAAGAGGGAGUUUGAGGACAUUCAGAGGAUGAUACUGGGGCAGGAGCAGGUCCUACACCAGGCCUCCCAGACCCAGGCUGCUCUUAAAGCCACCAGCAACCGGCUCACACGUGACAUGCAAAACCACCUCGUGUCAAUCAAAGUUCUGAACCAAUCACUGGAGGGGUUUUUGGACCAGGUAGAGGGGUGGAAGGAUGUGAUUGAGGAAACUGAAGAAAAGAUGAAAACUCUAACAGAGGAUCAGUAUGACAUUAAAGCUACGGCACAGCAAGUCAACACCACAGUCGCACUGAGUACAAUGUGGAUAGAUGCGCUGCAGAGGAAAGCAGAUGAGGAGACUCUAGUCCUUCAGAAGUUGACCACUGACUGGCAAAACUACAGUCGAGUUCUGACUGCAAUAAAAUCCAACACAAGCAGCACUACUCAAAAUAUGCGCUUCCUCCAAAACAACAUCCAGGCAGAUCACCAGAGGAUCGCCAUGUCCACAGAGGUGUACUAUGACCUCACUCAGCAGGUGAUGAACCUACAGAUGCAGCUUGACAACGUGACCUCAUUCAUGGAUGAACAUGAGGAGAACAUGCACGACCUUCACUAUCAUUCCAGGUAUUACGAGAACCGCACAGGAGAACGUUUCUCUGCCUUGGAUGGCCGACUGAACUCCAUUGAAAUGGAGAUCGACACAAUCUCCUCCAGCAUCAACGCUACAGUCAGCCACGUCCAGAGCAUGUACAAAUACAUCAACAUCGAGAGCUCGUCCUGUCAGACUCGCCUGGGCAGACACACAGAAGAUCUACAGAACCUGAACAACACAGUCCUGUUACUUGUCCAUUUGGCGGACACACUGAGGCAGCAGAACAUGCUUCUGAAUGUUCAACUCGAUAUGGACGUCAGGAACUUGUCUAUGGUGAUGGAGGAGAUGAAGUUAGUGGAUACACACCAUACUCAACUCAUAAAGAACUUCACUAUAAUAAAGGGUGCUCCCGGACCACCAGGGCCCAAAGGUUACCGUGGUGAGACUGGUUCUAAAGGACCUAUGGGAUUAACUGGGACAAAAGGUGACAAAGGCCAACCCGGGACCCGUGGAUCCCAAGGAGAGAAGGGUACUCUUGGUCCAAAGGGAGCGCCAGGUGAACCAGGACCCAGUGGAAGUAGAGGGUCUGUAGGCGUUAAAGGAGCCAAGGGGUCUCUUGGUCAGCCGGGACCACGUGGCGAGAGGGGCCAGAAGGGUGACAUGGGUCCCAUUGGUAAAGAUGGAGCUUCUGGAUCAACAGGACCGCCAGGGAUCCAGGGUCAGGCAGGACUACCUGGUAUCAUCGGGCCAACAGGACCAAGAGGUAAACCAGGACCAGUAGGCCCACCAGGUCCACCAGGAACUCCCGGACCUCCUGGCCUUCCAUACCCCCCUGACCUAAUCGCUCAGCAGCAGGCUGUGACUCCUGGUUCAGACUCGAAGAGACAGUGAGGAGAAACCUGGACCUAGAGGGAAGAUGUUUGGUACAAAUAAACUUGAGGAUCGUUGUCGUCACAUACAGACUGAAGCAGUAUUGUCUAUAGUGGGUGGUGACACAACAACGGAUAAAAUACUACAAAAAACUUUUUUUUUUUUUUUAUUGGAUUGUGCAAGACGAUGGAGAACUUAAUAUCUGAAUUGUUCAAAGACUGGUAUUCCCCUGAAGACAUGCCACAGCAAGCUAGGAUGAAUCAGGAGGAAAAUCCUAAAACAGAACUGCUGCCACACUGAACUGUUCUUUGGUUUAUUCAUUGUCAACUGAGACCAAACCAGGACUGAAAUGUUCCGAGUUUGGCCAGACUUUUAGUUGUUUUUUACAAUGAUGGGAAACUGACAACCAAGACCUGGAUCUCAAAAUGUACUUUUGAUGAGUGGUUUUUUUUUUUUUUUUUUUUGCCCACCUGGCAGUCCAAGCACAAAAAUAUGCACAUUUAUCUGAAUUAAAAGCUGCAAACAGUUGGAAACAUGUCCAUUAUUGAAGUUGAAUGUACUGAAGGUUAAGAAUGUUUUCUGGGUUGUUAAUAAAGUUUCGGUAAGUAGUGUUUUUUCCAUUCAGGCCUUAAGACUUCGCAAGGGUUUAUGUUCUCCUGCACUACUAUAUGGGCACACAUAUAUUCACAUUGGCACAACAUUUUCUCAUGGGUGGCACUUUACUGGUUCUUAAAGUGUAAAAAUCAAAGACAUUUUUAUGUGGCAUUUCAGAGCAGGCUCUCUGAGGACAUUUAGAUCUACUUUAUGAUGUCUGAGUUUAAGAUGCAGAUUUGUUACUGGAUUUCCAGUUUGGAUUUUCAUACAAUGCUUCCGUGAUCUUUUUAUCAUAUACAACUUCUUUUGUUACUGUUGCUGUAUGUAAACAAUGUCAAGAAAAAUAAUAAUGUCAGCGACACUCUUUGGACUCAUUUUGGCAUUUUUGAAAGACAGAAAGAAAUUUUGGUACAAGUUUUAUAAAGGUUCAGCUUCCCACCCAUGGAUUAAAAAUAAACUUAAAAGCAUCUGUCAAGGAUAUUAUUUAGUUUUAAUCCAUGUUUGGGAAUAUCAGUAGCCUAAUGCUUUCAUUAAGUAAAGUAAAGAGCAAGGUUAUCUUAUCAUAAAAGCUAUAAGUGAACGGAUAUAACAUGUCUUGUUCCAUCUAAAUUUAAGAAAAAUCUGCUUGCCAAAGCCUCUUUUGGUUCUCUUGUACUUAAUAUUUGAUCUGUAUUAAACAAUCUACUGAUAUGUCCAUCAAAAUAGUGCCAAAUACGACUUGUGCAGGUCUGAAAACAUGUUAACAUCUGUAGUGUUUUUAAUAAAGCAGCCUGAUCUCCAUCAGUGUUGUCAGGACUUUUUAUUUUAAAGAAGCUGCAUAUCCAAGAUAAGGCCCAUCCCCCCGAUCCCCCCAAUUACAUAAUGAAGAUGUCACCCUUGAUAUCAUUAAACAUUAAUUUAAUGUGAUUAAAGUCACACAAUUUCAUUUGCACAUGUUAAAUGUAUCAUUGUCUGUGGCAAUUUUCACAUGUAUUUUGUGUGAAUUAGAUGGUUCAUACAAGUCCAGUGGUUUAGGUCCAUAGAAAAAGCCUGAUUUUGCACCAAAUGUAUGAAUAUUCACUGAUUUAUCUCCCCGCAAAUGACACGCAAGCACCUUUAUUUUGACUUUUUGCAGUGGCUUUGUGAAUUCCCCUUUAUAUUUUUUAUUUUUUGUUUGCACCAGUUUUUGGGAUUGGAUCUGGCCUUACAAUCUUAGUUUUUGCCGAGUUUGGGAUGCACUUUAUUAAUCACUUAAUUUUAAAGGUGUUGGCAAGCAGAUUUUUAAGGUUGCGUCUAAACAAAGCUAAAAUACCUUCUGGCAGUUGAGAAAGUUACAUUAAAGUUCACAUCAAAUAUUCAGACACACUGAUCUUUUACUGUAUAUGAUCAAAUGCGUCAGUAGAGUCAUGUUUAAGAGGGCAUCGUAUAAAUCUUUUUGAUACACAUACAUAAUCACAUAUUUCUCAGUAAAAAAAAACUAAAAACAUUUUACCAUAAAAGUAAAUGUAGUAUUUUCAUAAACCUGUGUGUUGUUAUGAAAUGCGACUGGCUUGCAUCGAACUUCAAUAAAUGCUUUUUUCAACAGU